Molecule: messenger RNA, 1024 nt
Organism: Hymenoscyphus albidus
Lineage: Eukaryota; Fungi; Ascomycota; Leotiomycetes; Helotiales; Helotiaceae
Source: the annotation of a GenBank genome assembly
AUGAAUGCCACAAUUUAUCUUCUCGUUCUCCUCCAUCUCUUGACCACCGUGAGUCACCGUUUGACCUCGAAAACUUCAAAUCCAAGACCGUUACCUAAUUGAUUAUAGUCUUUUGGAACACCCGUUACAUAUACUGUUGAAAUAAAAGGUCGAAAUAAUGUAAGCCACCGUUCCUCCCGCCUUCUGCUAUCACCAGGACGAGCUCACGAAUUGUGCGGGUGUUAUUAACCGAAAUUCAUACAGAUAAGACUCCAUCAGAUCACCCCUAGUCUCAAGAAACGUAACAAAGUAAGUGUACUCAUCAAAUCCAUCUUUUAUUCAGUUCAAGAUUUUCCCCAGUUUUUCUGGGAGCCACUUCUUACAACCCAGAAAACUGUGAGACGUAAUUGUUUCUCAAAUCCAUCCGAGCUGCCUCUUAGUUUCUCGUUAGUCUUCGUUUACUGCAACUAACUCAUACAAAUUUACUAGUCAGGAGUGACUUGUUGUGCCGACAGCAACCAACAUUGGGACCCAACAUUCUCCUUCCUUAUCAUGCAAAGAAGUGCCCAUCUAAAAAAACAAAACAGAUUACCUAUUCAAGGACAGGCUUGAAAGCAAAUUUGGACCGAUGGUACCAGCGGAGAGAUAGUUCUCUGCAACGAUGUUCGUCUUUCCCUUUCUCUUUUUUGUCUAUUCCGUGAGAUCUUGGAGGGAGAAAUUGCCGCUUUCUUCCAUUUCAAGAAAGACUGCGAGGAAUUUGGAUUACUAACGCCUUACAGAAUGACUUUGACCUCUGGCCAGACGCAAAAUAUAUCGCUUCCUAUGCUGAUGACAUUUUGGCCAAGUGCGCGACUCCUACUGGCCUGGUUUGUGGCCAAGCUUUCGAUGAUACUCGUAAAUCUCUGCCACAUUUUUCAACUUUUCAUUUCCCAAAUUCCCAAGUCAGAUUGUUCAUCUCGGUCUCAAUGUGAUGUUGAUACUGUUGAUACUAACCCCUCUACUACCAGACUACAAUGUCAUCGCCAAGAAACCGCAGAAGGCAUAA